Messenger RNA from Solea solea (common sole), 1502 nucleotides. It is a transcript of the gene tpgs1, whose product is annotated as tubulin polyglutamylase complex subunit 1. Gene Ontology annotation, biological process: protein polyglutamylation. The transcript is spliced from 2 exons. Gene Ontology annotation, molecular function: microtubule binding. Bases 1 to 1026 code for a protein of 341 amino acids. Lineage: Eukaryota; Metazoa; Chordata; Actinopteri; Pleuronectiformes; Soleidae. The record is from RefSeq and is a predicted model, not a curated record.
AUGGCGGACAAAGAGAAACGCCGGUCAGGAGUCGCUGCUCCCGAGAUGCCCGAGAUGCCCGAGGGCAAGGCCACCAAAUCGGACAGCGACCGGGAGUUUCUGUCGCAGGCGGGAGUAGGAGAGCUGCUCCGCGGCGCCAUCCUCAAGAUGGUCGAGGCCAGGUCGGACGAUCCUAUCGGGUUUCUUGCCGACCACUUCUGCCACCUGGCCUCCAUGUCGGACAGAGGCGCCGGCACAGCUGGAUGCGGCGACGGGGAUCAGCUGAGCAACGGCCCGCCGAGCGCAGGCGCCCGAGAGCAGCAGCAUCUCAACCGGGCGCUAUGGCACCUGCGCCUGGCGCAUCACUCCCAGAGAUCUGCCUUCAGCAACAAUGUCCGUGUGGCCUACGACCUCCUGAACCUCACAGGGCCCGGCAAACAUCCAGGUGAGACUCCUGAGGGCCAGGAAGGCUCCUGCACCGAGAGCCCCACAGGAGGAGGAGGAGGUGGUGAAGGUGAGGGAGGAGGAGUGAGAGGUAGCCUCUACACACAGACUCUGCAGUGUCUGUGCAGUGAGGGUGGAGUCCCUGCCUCCACCUCCGCUCCGCUCCUCCGGCGGCUCCACUGCCACGACCAUGAGGCCGUCCCUUACGAUGUCUUCCGCCACGGCGUGCUCACGUGUGCCGUUUUCUCAGACUACAUCCGACAGGCUCAGAGGCUUUACGCCGAGGUCUGCUGCCCAGACGAAGGGCCUGCCUCGCGGGCACUGUGUCUGGCUGUGCUGGGGACCCUGAAGGAAGCACUGGAGACUUCCCAGGGCUGUGAUGCCACCUGCUGCGUUAAUGCGAACACUAAAGCAAAUGUCUGUCUGGAGGCGAAUGUGAAGGCUAUCCGCUACCUGAAGGCCAGCGCCAAGAUCUCUCCCCACAAGUUAGCUGCGGCCAUGUCUGGGGCACAGGCGCGGGGUCCAGGUGGCAACAUGGACGCCAAAGAGUUUGAGAAUGCAGCAGCAGAUUUGUUCAUCACUCGAGUUAAAGUAGUGUCCUAGGUGUCUCCUCUGCUUUCUAAUAAAUUAUAAAAUUUACAGCAAUCUUACAGAGUAGAUGAUGAUCCUCCGUCUGCUGCAGAUGAUCACACACUGAUGUAACUAACACUAAACCCAAUCCAUUCAUCCAUCCAUCCAUCAUCUACUGCUUUAUCCUCCACUUGAGGGUCAUGGGGGGGCGCUGGUACCAAUCCCAGCUGACAUAGGGCGAACUCAAGAUAAAUCCUACUCUUCAAACUCUGUUCUUAAACAUAGGAAUGUCACUGGCGUCUUCUUUAUCUGAACAGACCGACAGCCGCUCUGAUGUGUGAAGGACAUGGAGUUCCUCAGACAGACUAAACACAGCCGUUGACAUAAGUAUUUGUCCUCCCGUUCUUGUUCUGUGUCUUUUCCAUCAAAUGUUCACUUAGACACUGCACUGAGCGUCAUCUGCUCCAAUCCAGUGGAUCCUCCCUAUAAUAAAUGUUUUUCUAUAAACA